AUGGAGUCUCAUGAUGAAACAGGAUGCCCCAUACUUUGUAUUAAUAAUUGUGGCUUCUUCGGAAGGGCUGAAACAAUGAAUAUGUGUUCCAAAUGUUACAAAGAUACCUUGUUGAAUAAGGAACAAGACAAGCUAACAGCAGCAUCGGUUGAAAGCAUUGUGAGCGGCGGUUCCACGAAAGAGAUUGUGUACGAUGGUGCUAUUGAUGUACAAGUUGGAAAUGUGGAGGUCAAGACCAAGACGGUCUGUGCUGAGAUUUCUGGAGAUUCAUCGACUAGUGAGAUUCCGGAGACCAAAGUCAAGACAGGUCCAAGCAGAUGUGGAACUUGCCGGAAGCGCGUGGGAUUAACUGGUUUCACCUGCAAAUGUGGAAACCUAUUUUGUGCAAUGCACCGAUAUUCUGACAAGCAUGAUUGCCCAUAUGAUUACCAAGCUGUUGGUCGGGAUGCUAUCGCUAAAUCCAACCCCAUAAUUAAGGCUGAUAAGAUUGACAAAUUCUAG
Lathyrus sativus (Indian pea) is the source of this 501-nucleotide messenger RNA. NCBI's taxonomy places the organism in Eukaryota, Viridiplantae, Streptophyta, Magnoliopsida, Fabales, Fabaceae. The record is from the annotation of a GenBank genome assembly.